AUGGAAGCUAUUUACUCUCAGCUCACUGAGCGCGCUCGGAGGCUCCUCGCCAGCAAGCAACACUGCCAUCCGGCGGAACGCACCCUGAUCCUCAUCGCAGGCCCGCCGGGUUCUGGAAAAUCUACCGUUGCCGACCAGGUCGUCCGCCGCCUCAACACUGUUUCCGCACCGCCUUCGCCAGCUCCGACUUCGCGUGGCAGUGAAGCCACACCUCUAGCAGUCGUCGUGCGCAUGGACGGAUACCAUUUCACGCGUGCACAGCUGAACACCUUCCACAACGCCAGGGAAGCACAUGCCAGGCGCGGCGCAGCGUGGACCUUUGACGCUGCGGCCGUGCUGGGACUUUUCGAACAGCUCGGCAGUUCCCUACAUUCGGAAAAUUGUCAUGGGGCAGUCAUUAGGUCCGACAAUGCUGAUAUUUAUGUCCCCACCUUCGACCACGCGAUCAAAGACCCGGUAGCCGACGGUGCUGUCAUCUGUAGGGACACGGCGCUCGUGAUAAUGGAAGGUAAUUGGUUGCUCUACGAUGAGGAACCGUGGCGGCAAUUCAGCACGCUCGUAGACGAGAGCUGGUUCAUUGAUGUUGAUGCAAAUGUCGCGAGGAGGCGGAUUGCACAAAGGCACUUGGAGAGCGGUAUUGAGUCGACUUUGGAGGCGGCCUUGGCGAGGGUGGACAGCAACGAUUUGCCCAACGGCGAGGAAGUGAGGACAAAGCUUGUCACACCGACCGUUAGGGUGUUAAGUGUGGACGAGAGCUCGUAA
Messenger RNA from Microdochium trichocladiopsis, 762 nucleotides. Its product is annotated as P-loop containing nucleoside triphosphate hydrolase protein. The record is from RefSeq and is a predicted model, not a curated record. Lineage: Eukaryota; Fungi; Ascomycota; Sordariomycetes; Xylariales; Microdochiaceae. Bases 1 to 762 code for a protein of 253 amino acids. The transcript has a single exon. Gene Ontology annotation, cellular component: cytoplasm.